UCCAUCAUGACACACAAAGCAAAUAAUUUUGAGGAUGCAGAACGUCGCACGGGCCGCUUUUCUUUGGCACAAUGGAAACGCGGGAUAAGCAAGCUUCUUGUUUUGUGCUGGAUAGUCGGUCUCUCCAGCACUCUGGCCAGUCUUGUUAUGUUUUCUACGGACGGGAGCUAUUGGUAUGAAAAUGCUUGUGUCAAUGGAGAAUUCAGAUUGUUUCCGUCUCUGUACACCGGUUGGAGCGCCGGUGGAUUCUUCCAGAUCACGCUACAGGUUUCUGGAGCAUUAACAUAUACGGAGGCUAAGGUUAUUGAUCUCGUUUGGGAUGUAUUCGUCGGUCGUUGCGGGCAAGCAGUUUUGGCUUUUUUCAGUUGGCGCGCAUUUGCUUCUUAUGUGACCACGAGUAUGGAAGUAACACCUAUCACCUUCAGUACAUUCCGCGUGAUUUUCCUGGAUGGCUCUCCCAACUUCUACUCGACAAUUCGACUUAUGCGGGAUUUUAUUACUCGGAAAGGUUUAUAUUCUCGACUUGCUUCAUGCUUUAUGGUUCUAAGCAUAAUAUUCACACUCCUAUUUCCUACCCUCGCCAGUGCGAUGACAGGUUAUACCACCGGUGUCACGCCAUCUAUCCGGAACAGGCAGAAUGCUACCAUUCCUUUUACUCAAUUUGGCCUAUGGAUUUAUACCAUACACGAUGGAGAACGAAUCAACAAAACGAAUGAUUUCAAAGUUCUAUUUCAAGACGAGACACUCGGUCCACUCGUUGAUGCGAAUGGAACUCCUUAUGGUUACGGCGACACGCUAGACAGCUGGAGGAACCAUGAGAGUGAUCUCUUAGACUGCUCGGAAUACAUCGCCACUGCGAUCAAAGUGCCAGGAAGGAAUCAAUCGUCCAAGUAUAGGGAUAUAAUGCUCGACCCCCCAAUCCUCAAUAUCAGCGUGAACUAUGAAUACAAGAAAGAGGGACGAUGGCAAGAUCAGGCACUGUUUUGGGUGCAUGCAGACACUGGCGAUACAUUUGACAAGCGAUACAUCGAAACAGAAAAACAUGGGAUAUGUCAGCCCACCCAGGAUUAUGGUUGGGGGUUUUCUUUCCUCCAACUCUACGUCGUCAUGAUUUUGAUCUUCUUUUGGAGCAUUGGGACCCUUGCUCUGCACAUGCAUGCGCAACAAAUUAUGCAUAGACGCGGUCGAACCGCAAUAGACGGCGAGUAUAAGGCUGUUAUUAGCUUGGCCGUAGCCAUGGAGAAAGAACUCAACAUCGACCUCUAUUCGCAGACCCCAGAAAAGAGCCUUUCGAGAUCCGUCCAGGAUGCUCAUGGUGGUAGCAUUUCAUAUCAGUCACCGCUGCUCUUCGAACCUCCGUCCAACAUCAUGGGUUGGUCUCGCCAGGAGAAAUGGUGGAUCCUAGCGCUGCUGCUUCUUACAGCGUUUGCAGCCAGUAUGCCCACAGUCAUCUAUGACUCUGGGGUCAGUGGCACUGCGUUAUUAGUCAUUUACUACUCUUGGUGGGUAAGCUUUGGUCUAAUAAUUGGCAUUAUUUCGGCCUUGCUCACUUGUACAACAACUACAUCCCGUCUGGUUAUGACACUCGCGCUCACUGGCGUACACCUACUUGCAUCUUUCGCUUUUUUCGUUGGGUACUAA
Molecule: messenger RNA, 1641 nt
Organism: Periconia digitata
Lineage: Eukaryota; Fungi; Ascomycota; Dothideomycetes; Pleosporales; Periconiaceae
Source: the annotation of a GenBank genome assembly